Frankliniella occidentalis (western flower thrips) is the source of this 2283-nucleotide messenger RNA. Its product is annotated as SET domain-containing protein SmydA-8. Lineage: Eukaryota; Metazoa; Arthropoda; Insecta; Thysanoptera; Thripidae. Gene Ontology annotation, molecular function: protein binding. The record is from RefSeq and is a predicted model, not a curated record.
UCAGAGUCACCGGCCGGACGCCGCCACCGGCAAGGCUUCGCGCGACGACUCCAUCCCUUCCUUCCCUUUGUACCUCCCUCCGUCCUUCUGUCACUCUCUUCUGAAAUCAGCGCUCCAAUCAAACAGAGCCGCACUGUCGCUCGUCCAAUCCGCCGCCCGAGUGUGUCGCGUUAUCAGACCGUCCCAUCGGCUGCCGCUGCCAACCGCGUUAGCGGCCGCUGAGGCAGAGGCGAAGCGAAGCUCCUCGCCGCUGCAGUCGUCUCGUCUGCUUUCUGAGGCGACCACUGUCGGCGACCGGCCGGCGGCGGCCAGGACUGCGGCGUCCGGCGUCUGCAGUGCCAUGACGGCCGGGCACUUGUUGGCGAGCUGACCGCUGACCGCUGACCGAGCGCGGUCCCAGAGGAGCCACCCCAAGAGCGCACACGGUCGGAGGGAUGGACCAGGACGAGGACGGCGCGGCGGUGGCCGCGGUGCGGGGCGCGCCGGCCGGCGGGGGCCGGCAGCCCGGCAAAGAAGACGCCGCGAAUAGCUCGAGCCAGCGGCAGCAGCGGCGCCGCCCGUCCGGGCACGACCUGCAAGAAGAUCGUCCCUGCGCUUGCAAUGAUGACCUGCAUGACGACGACGACCCCGGUGCGGCGACUAGCCCCGGAGGCGGGACAGGGGGCGACGGCGAGCGCGUCGUGCGCGGCGACCGCCGUCAGCUGAUUGGCCGCAGCGGGCGCGACACCCCGCGCGACGCCCGCGACGAGCGGCCCCAGUCGGGCGGCGGCGGCAGCGGCCAACAGGCUGUUGGCUCGGCCGGCGCGCUCAGCUGUCAUAUCGGCGCCGACGAUGACGCCAGUGGGUGCGGGAGCGAACGCGAACGCGAGCGCGGCGGUGGCGACGCGGCGCCCUACCGGCUGACUCGGGCCCAGGGCAACCUCAUCAACGCCAUCGAGGCCCGGCUCGGCGACCACAUCUACGACGUGUUCCCGCUCUACCUGCGCGCCGUGGGCAUCGGCGUCCAGAUGGGGCGCUCCGUCGAGGACACGCGCGCCCUCAUGGCGCGGCACCUUCGCGCCAACGGGGUGGCGCCGGAGGAGGCGGGUGCAGCCUGGGAGAUCAUCCAGUCGCCGCUGGGCGGGCGGGGCGUGGUGGCCACGAGGGACCUGCAGCCCGGCGACCUGGUGCUGGUGGACCCGCCGCUCACCCUGGGCCCGCGCGCGUCCAGCGACCUCAACACUCCGGCGGUGUGCGUCGGCUGCUUGCAGUCCCGCGCGCCCGCCCAGCUCCGCGCCUGCCCCCGGGGCUGCAGGCUGCCCGUCUGCGUGAGCAGGCGGGGCUGUGAGGACGCGGACGGCCACCAGGGCGAGUGCGCGCUGCUGCGGCACUGGGGCGUCAAGGGGGACGCGGGCCAGUGGUCCGAGACCCUGCUGCGCGGCUCGGCUGCCGUGCGGUGCCUCGCGCUGCCACCCGAGCAGCGGGAGAUCAUGGCCUCCAUGCAGAGCCACCACGGCCGCCAGCAUUCCUUCGAGGUUGGACUCGUGUUGGAGAGCGUGAAGGACUCGCCGAAGCCGGAGGAGGAGCGCUUCAUGCGCCUAGCGUGCUGCGUGAUGGACGCCAACGCCUUCAGGAUGACGUUGCCGGCCGCCAAGGACGCCGACCGGGACGCCGCGCAGGACGCCGCCCCUACUGAGGCGUGGGGGCCGGGCCAGGGCGCGCUGCGGGGGCUGUACCCGCUGGGCGCGCUGCUCAACCACGAGUGCACGCCCAACACGAGGCACUCGUACGACUCGCGCGGCCGCAUGGUGAUCCGGGCGGCCAGGCCGGUAGCCCGCGGCGAGGAGCUCACCGUCACCUACUCAGCCCUGCUCUGGGGCUCGCCCGCGCGCCGCCAGCACCUGCUGCGCACCAAGCACUUCCUGUGCACCUGCGCCCGCUGCAAGGACCCCACGGAAGGGGGCACGUUCCUGGCCGCGCUGCCCUGCCCGUCGCGGGGGCGCGGCGCCGACUGCUGCCAAGGCCCGGUGCUGCCCGCGUCGCCUCUGUCGCUGACGGGGCCCUGGCGCUGUUGGGGCUGCGGCCUGGACGUGCCCGCCGACCGCGCCACCAUGCUGCAGUCGGUGCUGGGCGGGCUGCUGCAGACGCUGUACCUCGACCCCGCGCUGCCGCCGCAGCCGGACGCCAUCCUCCGCUUCCUGGAGGACAACCGGCACCUCCUGCCCGCCUCCAACCACAUCACGGUCGAGCUGAAGGCCGACGUGGUGUGGGCGCUGGGCCGGCGGCCUGGUGCGGCCUUUUCAG